This is a messenger RNA of Candidozyma haemuli, 1728 nucleotides long. RefSeq names its product Cdh1p (gene CDH1). The coding region runs from base 1 to 1728 and encodes 575 amino acids. Gene Ontology annotation, cellular component: anaphase-promoting complex. The transcript has a single exon. The record is from RefSeq and is a predicted model, not a curated record. NCBI's taxonomy places the organism in Eukaryota, Fungi, Ascomycota, Pichiomycetes, Serinales, Metschnikowiaceae. Gene Ontology annotation, molecular function: ubiquitin ligase activator activity; protein binding; anaphase-promoting complex binding. Gene Ontology annotation, biological process: anaphase-promoting complex-dependent catabolic process; positive regulation of anaphase-promoting complex-dependent catabolic process; positive regulation of ubiquitin protein ligase activity.
AUGGACAAUCCUUUCAAUGCAAGGAGCUCUCCCGCGCCAGGUGGCUCGAAUGGGGCCAACACCAACCCAUUAGAGACGCCGAGGUCGCCUUCCAGGUCUACUAGAAGCCUAUCACCUCCCAAACCAGGAGAUCAAUACGGUGCGUUUCCGUCUACUUCGCCUAGGCGCCGAUACAAUGGACGUUCGCUUUUUAGUGACCGCUACAUCCCUAAUAGAACGGGUAUUGAUCUUCAAGCAGCGUUUAGUUUAUCAAACCAAGAGGUUAUGCCUGACCUUCGUGCAUCUCGGGCCUCUGGUGCUGGCAAUAUCCUGUCAGCUACUGCUGAAGAACGUGAUGCAAACGAGAUUGAAAUACGAAAGGAAGAAGAAGCAAACAGGUCGUUCUCGAGUGUGCUCAAAGCUGAGCUUUUCGGUGACCACGUUCCCAUGGCCACAGCUGAUCUUUCUAGAAACCAUGCCAGAUCAUCGCAAGAGAAGAAGAAUGACUCUUCUAGUAACUUGAGGUCUGCUAAUCACGCUUCAACGACCAUGAGUUCCGCUGGCGGAAACAUUCCUUCUGGUCGUACCACUCCUCCAAGAUCAACAGGGGGCCCAGGUGUUGCAUCUACUCCACGCCUGAAUGCUAAUAUGUUCACAUACCAGCUGCCCAGCAAGCUGCGACCAAUCUCUAGAGACUUGCAACAAGAACUUUUCUCGUUGUCUCCAGUCCGCCUGGAGUCUCAGAAGUUUUUGCUCAGUCCUCAAAAGAAACCUAGAAACAUUUCCAAGGUCCCAUAUCGUGUCUUGGAUGCCCCAGAGCUUUCAGACGAUUUCUAUCUUAAUUUAGUUGAUUGGGGUUCGCAGGACGUGCUUGCGGUUGGUCUUGGUGACUCUGUAUAUUUAUGGGAUGGACUGACACAAUCUGUGGAGAGACUUUGUGUGUUGGACCAGAAAGACAAGGUGACAUCUCUCAGCUGGAUAGGGUCUGGAACUCAUUUAGCUGUGGGAACCCUGAAGGGACUUGUGGAGAUCUGGGAUGCUACCAAGACUCGUUGCGUUCGUACAAUGACAGGGCAUAAGCUCCGAGUGAGUGCAUUGGCAUGGAAUGAGCAUAUCUUAUCGAGUGGUUCCAGAGACAGAACAAUUUUGAACAGAGACGUUAGAAUCCAGGAUCACUACGUGAAUUGUUUCGAGCACCACAAGCAAGAGGUGUGUGGGCUUAAAUGGAAUGUCGAAGAGAACAAGCUCGCCAGUGGUGGUAACGACAAUAACCUUUUCAUAUGGGAUGCACUCAACACCAAGCCAUUGCAUCAAUUCACUGAGCAUAAUGCAGCUGUCAAGGCUAUUGCAUGGUCGCCUCACCAGCGAGGUAUCUUGGCAUCUGGCGGUGGUACAGCAGACAAGACGAUCAAGGUAUGGAACACGCUUACAGGCAAUCGAAUCAACAACGUCGAAACAGGUUCCCAGGUAUGCAAUUUGAUCUGGUCAAAGAAUUCCAAUGAGCUUGUUUCGACACACGGGUAUUCGCGGAAUCAGAUAAUCGUAUGGAAGUAUCUGUCAAUGCAACAGAUAGCACAGCUUACCGGACACACAUACAGAGUUCUUUACCUUUCGAUUUCGCCCGAUGGAGAAACCAUUGUCACGGGAGCUGGAGAUGAAACACUUCGGUUUUGGAACGUUUUCGAGAAGAAUCGGAAUAACGAACCCCCCACUUCCGUCCUCCUAGAUGCAUUUCUGCGGUUACGUUAA